UUUCUUCGAACUUUUGAUGAUCGGCGUCAUCUUUGCGAAAAUUGAGUCAGCCAAGGCUUUAGCCUUUAAAGAUAGUCCGGUCACGCCAUUUAAUGCAUUUGGAUGUCUGACAAGGAGUUCAUAUAAUGCAUUCUUACCUUCAUGCUUGUCAAAAAGUUAUUCAAAUUUUGUGUUCUUGUUGCAAACGAAUACCAAAAACUUGAGUUUUGAAAUUCUCUUCAGUGUCAUACAAACAUACAGUUACUAG
Messenger RNA from Botrytis fragariae, 247 nucleotides. RefSeq lists its product as uncharacterized. The transcript is spliced from 3 exons. The record is from RefSeq and is a predicted model, not a curated record. NCBI's taxonomy places the organism in Eukaryota, Fungi, Ascomycota, Leotiomycetes, Helotiales, Sclerotiniaceae. Bases 17 to 247 code for a protein of 76 amino acids.